AUGCCCCACGCAACCCAACUAUCACUACAAGAAGCUCUAGGCCCAACAAUAGAAGAAGUCGUAUUCCUACACGACCACGUCCUUCUUCUUACAUGCCUAAUAACACUAGUAAUCCUAAUAUUUACUAUCACCGCAACUGCAACAACCUUAACCCACAACGACCCCUCAGAAGAGGUAGAACAACUAGAAGCCGCAUGAACAGCCGCCCCAAUCAUAAUUCUCAUCCUAACAGCCCUCCCAUCAGUCCGAUCCCUGUAUCUAAUAGAAGAAGUAUUCGACCCCUAUCUCACAAUUAAAACCACUGGCCAUCAAUGAUACUGAAACUACGAAUACUCGGACGAAACCCACAUUUCGUACGACUCCUAUAUACUACAAACACACAAUCUUCCAAAGGGCUCACCCCGCCUGCUUGAAGUCGACCACCGCAUGGUUAUACCGGCAGGCCUGCAAACCCGAAUUGUAGUAACCGCAGAAGACGUGCUCCACUCAUGAGCAAUCCCAUCCUUAGGUAUUAAAGUAGACGCCGUACCAGGACGCCUAAAUCAAAUUCCACUAGCAACAUCUCGGACCGGAGUAUUUUUCGGUCAGUGCUCCGAAAUUUGCGGAGCAAAUCACAGCUUUAUGCCUAUCGCAGCAGAAGCUGUCCCCUUAUACCACUUCGAACAAUGAUUAGCCUCAGAACAAU
Protobothrops mucrosquamatus (brown spotted pit viper) is the source of this 685-nucleotide messenger RNA. NCBI's taxonomy places the organism in Eukaryota, Metazoa, Chordata, Lepidosauria, Squamata, Viperidae. The record is from the annotation of a RefSeq genome assembly.